UGGUCAAAUGGUGCCAAACAAUUGACAUGUAUUUUGCGUUUCGUGAGGCGUGAAUUAUGAAAGAUUCAUUCGAGCCGUCAUCACCGGUGUCAAAUGACUCGCUGACUAUGGAUCUUGUCGUCGAUCACCCCAGAAGUAGAUACCCAUUCUGCAUCGUUUGGACGCCUAUACCUCUAUUGACUUAUUUUUUUCCAGUUAUCGGUCACAUGGGAAUUGCCACUUCGACGGGAAUCAUAAGAGAUUUUGCUGGUCCAUAUUACGUUUCGGAGGAUAACAUGGCGUUUGGGAAACCAACAAAAUAUUGGCAGCUAAAUUACAAUAAUGCAAAGGGCGGCGUUCAGGGUUGGGAUACAGCUGUGUGUGAAGCCAGCGACAUUUAUAAGACACGAAUGCAUAACCUUUGCUGUGAUAACUGCCAUUCUCAUGUUGCGACUGCGUUAAACUUAAUGUCCUACAACGAUUCGAGGCAAUGGAAUAUGGUAAAACUAGCAUUCCUCAUGCUGCUUCACGGGAAGUAUGUCAGUUUUUACGCAUUUGUGAAGACUUGGCUGCCGUUCGUCAUUCUUGUUACAAUAAUCGUCAGUUUCUGUAUGUUUGUGUGAAUAUAACUAGGGGUAUGUAUCAAUGCAAUAAUAUUCAUGGACUGAUUCCGUAUUUAUGAAUUUUCUAUUUGAUUAUACAGAUAUGGACUGUAGUUAUGAAUUGUACAUAAAUUAUUAUUUAUUUUUUAUCUAAUCGUUACACGAUACUCUCAAUUCUUAGCCAAAUGCACAUAAGAAAAUUGGGCAGUUUCAAUAAUUCUCUGAACAAAUCUGAUUAAUAUUUAUAUAUU
This is a messenger RNA of Diprion similis, 832 nucleotides long. RefSeq names its product transmembrane protein 222. NCBI's taxonomy places the organism in Eukaryota, Metazoa, Arthropoda, Insecta, Hymenoptera, Diprionidae. Bases 57 to 602 code for a protein of 181 amino acids. The transcript has 4 exons. The record is from RefSeq and is a predicted model, not a curated record.